Messenger RNA from Fusarium redolens, 1419 nucleotides. RefSeq lists its product as uncharacterized. Bases 233 to 1279 code for a protein of 348 amino acids. NCBI's taxonomy places the organism in Eukaryota, Fungi, Ascomycota, Sordariomycetes, Hypocreales, Nectriaceae. The transcript has 3 exons. The record is from RefSeq and is a predicted model, not a curated record.
CUGAACUAUAACUCGCUCCCUAGCUGCUACACUAUGGCGAGCUAACGUAGUCCAGUUCGUUAUAUCUAUUCCAGAUAGGAGGUCAUAGAAGGAAAUCAUGCCCCUCUUCCGGUUCUGAUCGAUGUAAUAUUCUCUCAAGUACCAAUAGUCUCACACGAUACGGCGGGCAGUCUUAACCUUCAACCUUAUCUGGCCUGAUCCUCAAUUCCGGAGAAUCGAAUCUGCCUUUGCUAUGGCGAGUGCAACUAAUGAGCCGGCGCCUACGUCAGAAUCCGCCACCCUUGGCCCGGACCAUAGUGCCACCUAUCUAGCACCAUUUAGCAUCGUUAUAGCCAUCGUUAUUAUCAGCACAGUGGCCCGUAUUUAUUGCCGCAUUUAUCCCCGAUGGCGUCUCGCUUGGGAUGACUAUACGUUGAUUUUUGCUUUUGCUCUCACAACUACUUGGUUCUCUUUGAUGGUCUUGGAGUAUAGCAAGUACGGUCGGGCUAUUGAGAAAUACACCCAAGACUCCUCUAUUGUUGGGCCGAUCGAAGCCGCGAUGGGCCUCAUAUUUUUCUGGGCGCUAAACGUCAUACGCAUCUCCAUGUGCUUGAUGCUGCUCCGCCUCAAGGACGAGAGAGCGUGGAGGUGGGCCUUACGAAGCCUUAUCGUCCUCCAAGUGUGUCUCAUCAUCGUCGCCACGUGUGUACAGAUGGCUCUCUGUCGGCCUCUAUCUGGCUUGUGGGCUCCGACUCCCGAUACCCGGUGUAUCCCGGUGGACGGUUUUAGACGCUAUUGGAUUACGCAUUACUCCUUUCAUAUCUUCUGUGAUUUCGCCAUCUCCCUUAUGCCCCUUACGUUUAUUUACGCGAUGCAUCGGUCUCCGCUCGAAAAGAUACUGCUUUGCGGUUUAAUGGGUGCCGGUCUAGCAGCGACAGCAGCAGCCCUUGUAUUUCUCAUUAUCCUCGUCAAAUGCUUUGGAGUCUGUAGGGAUGCCUUGUUUAACAUUCGCCUAGACACCUGUACCUCCCUACAGCUGUUCUUGGGCGUCAUCGCUGCUAAUCUGCCUUGCCUCAAGGCGCCGGUUCAUCAUAUUCUGAUCCAAUGGGGCAUUGUUCGGCCGGCGAAGCACCCCUCUGCCGGUGGCUCUCCCGAAAGCUUCCUGAGCAAGAUGACCCACGGGAGCCACGUUGUGGAACAGUUGCACGACCUCUCGCGGGAAAGUUGCACGACUUCUCGUGUCGAGCUAAGAGACAACAAGAAGGCACCCCACGCCGUCACUAAGCCCAGUCUCGACUAGAGCCGCCUCCUGGGAUAGGGGAAGAAUCAGGACUAGUAUUAAUAUUGGAGUAGGCUUCUGUUAAGAGGCGGGAAAGGGUAGUUAUAGAUAGACUAGCAUAUUAGAGGGGGAAUUUAGACUCUAUAGAUGCAAUCAGGCCG